Messenger RNA from Linum trigynum, 3513 nucleotides. Lineage: Eukaryota; Viridiplantae; Streptophyta; Magnoliopsida; Malpighiales; Linaceae. The record is from the annotation of a GenBank genome assembly.
AAAAAUAUAAAUAAAGGAUGAUAAAUGAUGUAUACAAUAUUAAAUUAUUAAAUAGAAAAUGAUAUUAAACAUGUUUAUUUAAGUAUUAAAAGACGCACAUUUAAAAAGUUAAAAUGUAUGAUGAAUUUAAAAAAAAAAAAAAUAGAGAACUAUUAGUUCACGAGAACCUUCUAACGUGUAGACGUGUAGUGUAGUAGCCCCAAUGAUUUUAUUUUUACCGUGUGUAUGGUUUAAUGGUUUGCCUUGGCUCGGGAGGGGUUACGGUGCUAAUUGUACAAUAGUUAGCACCGUUCUAACCAAGGGAAAAACUACUAGUAGUUUGAAUUAGUAGUGAUUUUAUAAUAAUCCGUAGUGAUUUCGUUAUUUUUAGUAGCGUUUUUUGCUAGUUAUCACGGUGCUAACCCCUAUAAGGGUUAGCACCUAAUCCCAUCCCGCCUUGGCUCCUGGGUGGGUGGUUGGGGUAGGUUGAAACUUGAGACCGAACCAGCAGAGAAGCGAUGGCUGGGCCCCAAAAUCAAAGCGGGCAGACAAAAGGCCGACGGGGAAGCCCACUAUCACGUGGGCAUGGAGGAGCAGUCCGUACAACUUCCCCAGCGCGCCAAUGGGGCCCAAGUUUUUGGGGCGAAUCAGGCCUCCCACGUGAGCCCACGCUCCCUCCCACCCCCACCUUUCCCUUUCUCUUACGUCACCUUUUUUAUUUUAUUAUUAUUUUGCCAUAACGCAUUAUUUUAUUUAAUAAAAAGAAAAUGAAAUCAUACACUUGAGUUUCAGCCUUUUAGGUCAUCACCUAUAUUAAUGUACAGUAUUAUUAUGGUGUUGGGGCGUACAUGUUCAAGCUUUGAGGUAGCAAAUUGUAAUUUACUGUGAACUUUUUUCUCUCAUAUCACUAGCCAGUUGUUUACAAAUAAGGAUGACUUGAUUAGGGUUACUGACCUCUAGUACUCUACCUGACUCUCUUCCAUCCAUAGAUGUGGAAGUAUACAGGGCUAUAUAUCUCUCUUACCAAAAAUAUUUUGUUAAUUACUGUGUUCUUUGCACUUUUCCACAUCGUAUUAGUAAAUCAUAUGAGAGAUUCAUGUUCUACGAUAUUGACAUGCACCUAAUUAACCGAAGGAAGAGUUCACGAACCUCAUGAUUAAAGCCUAAAGUGGCCCCAACAAUGAUGCUUAUGUUUGCACUUGCUUUCCUUCUCACCUUUUUUUUUCAUUUUGCUUUUUAUCAAAUACAUAUAACGCGAUCAAUCCAUAAACAAUCAAACAUUGUGGUUUGUCUUAUAACAUUUCUUUAAACCGAUAACAAGCGUAAAACGAACAUAAUAUAUAUCAAAUCGAGGAGGUGCGCGCGAAGGGGCAUGCUGCUAAAGCUAGGCAGAAGAUCGAUAAUAAAGAAAGAAUAUCAGUUGGAACUUGGAGCGAUCAGGUGAGCAAAUGGCGCAUGGCAUGGAGGGGAAUCAGAUCAGGUGGGAAUCUCAACUUAAAACUUGUAAUAUAUAGUAAUAAUUAACAAAUAAUAUUAUUGCAUAUAUAUAUAACCUGAAAGAAGCAAAAGAGUAUCUGUCAGCUGGAGCCCUGCAUGAAGCGGGAGAAAGGUGGAAGACAAAGAGAAAAUAAAGUCGAACAGGUAUUUCAGGAAAAAAGGCAUUUUUUUCCAGAUGGCAACUGGUGCAGUUAUUCAGACUUUACAGAGAGAGAGAGAGAGAGAGAGAGAGGGAAAGAAAGAAAGAAAACGACGGAAAGGGAAAACGAGAACCCAAGUGGGCAACAGCAGCAGCAGAGAGAGAGAGAACAGAGAACAGAACUGAUAGAUACUGCUGCUGAGAACAACAAACCUCGAGGGACAGUAAAAACCAAAUGAAAAGCCAGCGCCCAACUGAGCUGCAUGCUGCAGCCUGCAGCCAGAGAAGGAAGAUUGGUCUUUUUGGCUCAAGUAUAAACGGAGAAGUUUGGGCUAGAGAGAGAGAGAGAGAGGGAGCACUUCACGAUCGAUCGAGAUGAAAUUGAAGGAAUGAAUCAUUCAUGGACCAUGGCAAGGGUGGAGCCAGGAUUUCGAAACCGGGGAACCCGAAAAUAAUUAAAACAAAAUGUAUGUAGUCAAGGAGAAUCAAACCCGUGUACGUGCUUUAAAAGCACAAGUCAAGUCUGGCUACCAUUAGACCACAUGACUAUUACACGCAGAAUUUACGGACUAAGUUCUACUUAUAAAAUUUGUACUAAAUAUCCUUACGAUCCUAGGGGCCGAGACCAAUCCCGGGAGGGUCCGGGGCCCACCCUAGCUUGAGUGUAGCUCCGCUCCUAGUCACCAUGGUUGAUGGUCUAUAUGUAUAGUGAUAGUUGUUAGUUGUACAUAACUUUUGUUUUGAUGGAUGUCCUGUGAGUAGAGGAAAGAAAGUUCGGAAUUUGGCAUCACAACGAUCAGUUGAUCAAAUAUGUGUCGACAAUUUAUGUUUGCUAAACUUAUAUGUUACUUGUAGAGCUUCGUAUAUUUGAACCACCCUUUCUAAAAUGUGAACAAAAUCACCACGCUCGAGUCAAUUAUAAGCUUGCAGCCCGACGAUAACUUAUAACAGAGUCACGACAUUGAAGUGUUGAGUGGAUUUUCUGGUUUUUGGUCCACUUCCCUUUUUGAAAAAAUGUUACAUUAAUUGUCAUUUUCAUUGAUCAUAUAUAUAUACAACAUUCUUUUCACAGUGUUUUGAGAAUUCAAAAUCGAUAAUAUUAUAAAGCGAUUUAACUUCAAGUCUUUCUCCAAGAACAGGACAUUCGGCUGACUUCAAACAGUUUCAUAUACUCCAGUAACACAAUAAUUCACUCAAAACACCAAAGAGACCAUCACAUUGUAUAUAGAAACCGUUCUUGCUAGCUCUCCUACAUCGCAACUCUAUUUCCCCAAAAUUCUGGUUCACAUGCUCACCUAAUGGACGAAUGAUUAAAGGGGAAGACAAAGUGUUUAGCUUUCAAUCUCUUUAAUAUAUUAAUAAUUUUACCCCCCUCAUCCCUCCUACUAAUUAAUCCAAAGUAAAUGAUUAACAAUAAUUAAGCUCUUGAUCUUAAAGAUACUCUUUCUUGUUGGACUCUACCUGGGAGGAUAUGGUUUAGGGUUAUCAUCUCUAGAGUCUAGAUAAUCAACUAACUUAGACUCACAUAUUCCCACCUUUAUGAGGUUGACAACCUGCCAUUAGGUAAACUAGUCCUUGAUUUUCAAAACACAUGAUGAUAUUUCGUGUUUCUUUCUAUCGUUUCAUUUUAAAAACGAAUUUCAUGUUAUUGGUACAUGGAAAUUCGUGUCAUCAUCAUGAUAUCUUCACUGCUCAUAUAGUUCAAAAAUUCUUUGCCACCCUCAACUCUGCAAUACGUUUGGGUUACCCAUAAUAUAUUUGAUCCAUAUUUCAUGUCAAGUUUUGUUGGGCCUCUCAUAGAUAUUCAUACAAAUUAACUAUAUAUACAAAUGUAUUGUAAUAUCAUAUUUAGUUAACAAAAUUUCAUCCACCCUAUUACAUAAACUCUUAGAAUAUAU